Molecule: messenger RNA, 795 nt
Organism: Herpailurus yagouaroundi (jaguarundi)
Lineage: Eukaryota; Metazoa; Chordata; Mammalia; Carnivora; Felidae
Gene: PMEPA1
Product: prostate transmembrane protein, androgen induced 1
Exons: 6
Coding region: 6-773 (255 amino acids)
Biological process (GO): negative regulation of transforming growth factor beta receptor signaling pathway
Cellular component (GO): early endosome membrane; Golgi membrane
Molecular function (GO): R-SMAD binding
Source: RefSeq, a predicted model, not a curated record
AGAGCAUGGAGUUCACAGAACUGGAGUUCGUUGAGAUCACCAUCAUCGUGGUGGUGGUGAUGGUGAUGGUGGUGGUGAUCACGUGCCUGCUGAGCCACUACAAGCUGUCCGCGCGCUCCUUCAUCGGCCGGCACGGCCAGGGCAGGAGGAGAGAAGACGCCCUCUCCUCGGAAGGAUGCCUCUGGCCCUCGGAGAGCACCGUGUCGGGCAACGGAAUCCCAGAGCCGCAGGUCUAUGCUCCUCCGAGGCCCACCGACCGCCUGGCCGUGCCCCCCUUCACCCAGCGGGACCGCUGCCUCCGCUUCCAGCCCACCUACCCGUACCUGCAGCACGAGAUCGACCUGCCGCCCACCAUCUCGCUGUCGGACGGGGAGGAGCCCCCGCCCUACCAGGGCCCCUGCACCCUCCAGCUGCGAGACCCCGAGCAGCAGCUGGAGCUGAACCGGGAGUCCGUGCGCGCGCCCCCGAACAGAACCAUCUUCGACAGCGACCUGAUGGACAGUGCCAUGUUGGGCGGCCCCUGCCCCCCCAGCAGUAACUCGGGCAUCAGCGCCACGUGCUACGGGGGCGGCGGGCGCAUGGAGGGGCCGCCCCCCACCUACAGCGAGGUCAUCGGGCACUACCCCGGGUCCCCCUCGUUCCAGCACCAGCAGAGCAGCGGGCCACCCUCCUUGCUGGAGGGGACCCGGCUCCCCCACGCACACCUCGCCCCCCUGGAGAGCUCACCCGCCUGGAGCAAAGAGAAAGAUAAACAGAAAGGACACCCUCUCUAGGAAUGCCGGGGCCGGGGCCGGG